GUUGAUCUGUCUGCGACUGUCAGGUUCGUGCCAGGCCAUCUUCGGGUUCGAAUUCCACCCGAUCUCACGCCCGGACACUUCAUCCUCAGCUACAGCAUAUACACAUACACGCGCGCUGAGCGACGACUGGGAGGCGAUCCGUUCUUCACCGCCUACUUACGCCACGACCUCGAAGCUUUGCGUUUGUAGCUUCGACCCACUCCAUCCCGAUCCUCAUUGUGCCUGACCGGUGUCGUAGGAGGGAAGAGACCGAGGGACGGUGCCCCUUUAUGAGAGCGAGGGCUGAGACGCAGCACUGAAAAGGGGAUGGAUGGCAUGGAAGCGCCGAUAAACCAGUCUUAAUUGUUGUCUCUGUUGCCCGUCGUCGGAAGGAAUCCCAAGCUCCUUACCUCGCAACGCUCGUGCUCGAGCCGGCGUCAUGAUACAUAUCAAACCUAAUAUCCGUACAUGACAAGUACCUACCUUGAACAGCAGCCACCGUCAUCAGCCUGCUUCCCGAGUCCCGAGAUGUCCCAACCUUACUCACCUACACAGUAGCUACCCUACCGGCUUGGUCUGUGUCUUUAUUCCCUCUCCCUCGCCCGCCUCUUCUUUUUUUCUAUUGUUCCUCGCACCCACCCACAUCCCCAAUUCAUCGUCUUGACGGCCAGACCCAGAGUGAGUCCCUUGCACCACAUUAAGGGGGGAAGGACAAAGAGGAUCGGCACUUGGGCGGCACCACAGAGGCCGACAAGUCGUUUCUAACGAGACCGCCAUCAUCUGCGCGCACCAAGCCACAUUGCGACGUCCGACCUCCAGCCCCCAAAGCUAGCCCCGUCUACGUCCCCGUCUGCGUCCCGCUACGUCCCGCUACGUCCCCCGAGACCUGGUGUCUAUCCACCAGUCGUCUUCCUUCCCUCUUCGUCUAUUCUUCCAGGCCCUCCUGCCAUCUCAUGUUUUUGUUUUUCCCUCUCCCUGCACCUCUAGACGCUUUCGUUGUCCGUCCUGCAGCUGCUUUGCAUAAGACAAGUCGGGAUAGGCCAUCUCACGCACCGAUAGCCUUUUUCGCUUUUCUGGUUUCCUCUCUCUUUUAUGCUCUCUGUGCAGCACCAACUCUAAAUUAUCACACCGUCGACCCCAAUAUCGGCCAAGGUCCGAUGCGAAAUAUCCACCCGGUGCAGAUUUCCACAACUGCCAACCGCAUCCACGAUAAACAAAACAUCCAGUGCCCUACCUGCUCCCCUCCAUCCGACAAGCUUGGUUGGGCCCCACCCGCCAGGUUAAAUCAGCUUUGGUCCUGUCGGCCUGGUAAAUCAGACUGGGUUGUGUCGCAGCGGGUGCCCAUCCCCAUCCCCACCCGGCAAAGCAGAAUCGCAACUUCCGGCCUCGACUACCCUCGUCCGCUUCAUCCACUUUGGGCCACUCUUCCACACGUUAGGCGCCCCAGCUCGCCCGUGACGCUUUUUCUCUCUCUGCCUCUCAUCUUGCGCCCCUCCUCCCGCAUCUCCUGCUCCUGAAUCGCCACCCCCGAGCAAGCAUCACUCACCUUGAUUUGCGCCUUGUUAGCACGCCCUCCUCGUCCAUUCGGCGUUCACCUUCUUCGGCGGGCCCGACUCCAGACUUUAGACCUCAGACUUGUCACUUCCCCUUCAGCGAGGGAAUCGCAACAAGGACGUGGCUCGGCCUGGCUGCGACAUCUCACCCUCGGACGACCAUUGGUUGAGAAUGAGAGAAGACACAGAGACUGACAACAAGAUCUGCCGUUUCCUUGGCUGAGCGGAGCCCUCGCGCCUUGCACGCCGUCAUGCAUCCUCCCCCGCUCCUCGGUGUGGGCGUCGUUGAUCUGCUCGAGUCCGAUCCUCGACCGACCUUCGUCGUGGCGCUUCAAGCUUCGCUCGAGGACCCUGCCCACGCCGAGGUCGUCUACAGCAACCCGGCCCUCGCAAGAAAACCAGCCCUUUCCGACGUCCUCGUGUCUCUCUCGAGCCGCGACCACACGAGGUUCAGGGACUGGAUCACCGCCCAGGACGUCAACCCCUCUCACUCCUUUCAGUACAGCCACCAUCUCUGGACUCGGAACACCGUGCUCUCCAAAUGGGUCGUUGUAAGCUCCAACGACUUCUCGAUCUCGUCAGGGCCGCUGAAGAAGACACGUCUUGAUGCGUCGAGGGGGAGAGAAACCGGCAGCGGGAUCUUGCAUCCGCGUAUUUCGACUGUCCCAUCCAUGUCUUCGCCAGAGUUCUUGGAAGAAGAUGGUUCGCCUAACCCUCGAAUCGUUCGAGCGGCCACCGAGCCGCCCUUGGUCUUGCCAGAGUUCAUGCCGGACCAGGAGCCCUUUCUUGACAUGGUCGACAGCAUCGACUGGAGUGCAACUCCCCUGGGACCCAUGGACCGAUGGCCAUCCCUGCUCCAUCAGUCGUACAGCCAAAUUUUGUGCAACUCCCAGCCUACGGCCAUCUACUGGGGCAGCAAGUUCACCACAGUAUACAACGAGGCCUAUGGGGAGAUGAUUGGAGCUCGUCACCCCGACUUGAUGGGCCAUUCCGUAACCGAGGUGUUCCCCGAGAUUGCAGAUCAACUCACAGAUAUGAUGAAAAAUCCCGGACAGAGCCGGCGGGCUAACAACGAAGAGGUGUUUCGGUUUUUUGUCAAGCAGCGCGACAGUCCGCCCCUGGAGACAUACCUGAAAUGGUCCAUUGUUCCCGUUGUGCAAAAUAACGAAUGUCUCGGCUUCAUCCACCUGAUAUCAGAUACGACGCUAUACCACCUGUUCCGCCGACGGAUCCAGAUGCUGGUGGAUAUGGGCGAGGAGCUGGGCACCGCCAAAGACGUCAAGUCGUACUGGAGCAAGCUGAUCGAAGAGCUUUCGGAAUGCGAUCCUGCAUAUGACAUACCGCUCGCUAUGUUGUACUCGAUCGCAUGCGAUGGUUCAUCGGACUCGGGAAGCGAGCCGCGACACGAGUGUAACCAUGUUUGUCGCCUGGAGGGCGCCCUUGGGGUUCCGGAAAAUCAUCCCAUCAUGCCCGAAACCCUUCGACUUAAAGAAACCGACGCAGGCCUAGCGCCACAGUUCCGAGCCGCCCUGCGCAGUCAGGGACCACUGAUAAUCAGCACAUCAGACGGCAGUCUAUCAAAAGAGCUACUGAAUGGCUUGCAGUGGCGUGGUUUUGGCGAUGCCUGCGAGGCCGCCAUCGUCCUGCCCAUCCGACCCACGAAGGAGGAGGAGGUUAUGGGGCUCCUGGUGUUGGGCCUCAAUCCUCGACGGCCUUAUGACGAUGCCUACACUCUCUACAUCCAACUCCUUGCACAGAAGCUGGCAACAUCGCUGGCAUGCACGGUCUUACUGGAAGAAGAAAGGCGCCGGGGAAGAAAUGCAGCUGAACAAGCUGCCUACGACCAGGCCAUGCUGAAGGAAAAGCUUGCAUAUCAGACGAAGGAAGCAACGGAGUACACACGGCUGUUCCAGUCAGUUUCCGACUUCAUACCUAACGGUUUCUCGAUUGGUGAUCACCAGGGAAACAUUACCUUUGCCAACAGCCUUUGGUACCGUAUAACAGGAUAUCCUGAUGCCAGCGCUAAGGACAGGGGCUCUUUCUCUUGCGUGUUGGAGGCAGAUCGAGAGAAGAUCCGUGAGGCGUACAAAGAGCUGCGGACAAAGGAUGAGGUUGAGUUCGAGUUCCGUGUGCGAGGGACUGAACAUACCAAUAACAUGUUAGCACGGAGAUCCCCCUUCAAAGCCGACUUGUAUGGCGACCUGGACGAUGACUUGGAGCGACAUGUCAUGGCGCAGGCCAGGGCAGAACGAGCAACAGAUGGGACCAUCAUUCGAACUUUUACUUGCCUUACUGAUAUCACCGCCCACAAGCGGACUGCCGACGAAGCCACUCGAAGAGCCCAACAAGCGGAGAAUCUGAAGAGAAUGGCCGAGCUUGCCACUGUCGGGAUGUUUGAUAUGGAUACCGGAGGACGCCUUCUCGGCGCAAACAACGUCUUUUUCGAAUUGUGUGGGAUAAACAAGGUGGACCCAAUGCAGCACGAGGUGCGGCCGUGGGAGCUCUCGGUGGUCCAGGACGACCUUCCGAAUUUGAGUGAGAGCGUGACCCGGCUGGUGUCGGAGAAGAAGCCUCAGACGGCCGAGAUUCGUCUCAAGACCACAUGGACGGCCGAAGACGCUGGAGGGAACCAGAUCACAGCGCCGAGAUGGGUGAACGCGACGCUGAUGCCGGUCUGCAACUCGGACGGCAUCGUCCAAUCGUUCACUGGCUGUGUCAGCGACGUCUCGUUACAGAAAUGGCAACUCGAACUGGAGACACAACGGACCGAAGAAGCGAUCGACUCGAAGCGGCAACAGGACAACUUCAUCGACAUGACGUCUCACGAGAUGCGCAAUCCGCUCAGCGCCAUUGUCCAUUGCUCCGAUGCCAUAAUUGCCUCUCUCGCGAGAUGCGAGGAGCUCGUCAAUCAGCCACCCGGUCCGAAGGUCCCCACAGCAACCGAGGAGAACGGCGACAGACAUUUCGACGUGAAGCAGCUCCUCUCGGAUAGCAUCGAGAACGCCGAGACCAUUGUUGCUUGUGCUCAACACCAGAAAAGGAUCGUGGACGACAUUCUGACCAUGUCCAAGCUGGACUCGAAGCUCCUGGCCGUCACUCCCUGUACGGUCAACCCGGUGCAAAUUGGGGAAGAAGCCAUAAAGAUGUUCGAUGUGGAGGCACGCCGCGUCGACAUUGAUCUGAAGAUGACUGUCGACAAGUCAUACAAGGAACUUGGGCACGUCUAUCUCGACCUCGACCCGUCUCGCGUCAAGCAGGUGCUCAUCAACCUGCUCACAAACGCGCUCAAAUUCACAAAAUCGGGAUCCAUCAGAAACGUCUCGGUCUGCAUGAAGGCGUCCCGGGAACGGCCGACGGACGAAACGUCUCCGGUAACGUUCAUCCCCCGAUCCUGCAAGGAGGAGUCGGAGUAUGAGCAGCCUGCCCUCGACAGCCGCACAGAUCCGGUAUACAUCAUGUUCGAGGUCAAGGACACUGGCCAGGGUCUGUCCGAAGACGAGAAGUCCAACCUCUUCAAUCGGUUCGUACAGGCGAGCUCGCGGACCCAUGUCAAGUACGGCGGCUCGGGGCUCGGGCUAUUCAUCUCGCGGCGGUUGACGGAGCUGCAAAAGGGAGCCAUCGGCGUGGCCAGCUUGCCAGGAGUGGGAUCCACAUUCGCCUUCUUCAUCGAGGCAUACUUGCCGACGGAAGCGUCACGGAGGGAAGCCGAGUCUGCGGCCGCGGCCGUAAGGAUGACGACUCUGGCCACAGCGGCCAACACCCCACUCAGCGUCCCCCGUGCCAGGCCCCCCACGAAUGAGCAAAGGACACCUAGCUCGCGGCCGAAGCUCAAGAGCCACCACAGCCGACUUGAUGGCAUCCUGGUCGUGGAGGACAACCUAAUUAACCAGCAAAUCACUCGCCGAGGCCUCCAGGAUAGGGGGUACACCGUCGACGUGGCCAAUCACGGAAUCGAGGCCCUGGAGAGACUCAUGCAGUCCAUGGCUUUGCAACGCCACGAGGAGCAGGAGUACUUUACCCACAGCACGUCGAAUUCUCGGGGGCCACCCGUGUGUAUCAACAUGAUACUCAUGGACAUUGAAAUGCCGGUACAGGACGGUCUGACUUGCACACGGCGGAUCCGAGAACUGGAGCGCGAGGGGAGGGUGUUUUGUGGCAGCGGCGGAAGAAUUCCCAUCAUCGCCGUCAGCGCCAACGCGAGGCCAGAGCAGAUGCAAGACGCUAAGAACGCGGGGUGCGACGACGUGCUUGUCAAGCCCUAUCGGAUGCCGGAGCUCAUCGAGAAGAUGCAAGUGGUGGUCCGGCGGAUGGGAGGUCUCCUACUCGGCUCGCCUGUGCUGUAAG
Molecule: messenger RNA, 5876 nt
Organism: Colletotrichum destructivum
Lineage: Eukaryota; Fungi; Ascomycota; Sordariomycetes; Glomerellales; Glomerellaceae
Product: Putative PAS domain, signal transduction response regulator, receiver domain, CheY-like superfamily
Exons: 1
Coding region: 1784-5875 (1363 amino acids)
Biological process (GO): phosphorylation; phosphorelay signal transduction system
Molecular function (GO): phosphorelay sensor kinase activity
Source: RefSeq, a predicted model, not a curated record